AUGGCAGAGCCCAACCCUAAAAGAUUCCGAUCUGUAAGUGAAGAGGAUCUGACGGAAGUUCUGGAUUCCAGAGUACCUGCCAAAACCAAGGAAGCAAAUCAAUGUUGGCUUUCUGUUUUCAAUACGUUCAACAAGAAGCAACCACGUCCAAUAAAAAUUGAGAAGUAUUCAAAGUCUGAACUGAAUACUUUCCUGUGCAAACUUUACGUUGCUGCUAAACGACAAGAUGGCGGUUCAUAUCAACGUUCAAGUUAUCUGUGCUUUAGGGCGGCUCUACGCCGACACGUGGUUGAAAAGCGGAAAUGGAACAUCAUCAGCGAUCCUGAAUUUGCCCGUUCCAACAACUGCUUGGAUGGAGUUCUCAAGAAAUUGAAGCGAGAAGGAGAACUACGACCAGUCAACCACAAGGACUAUAUCACAGACGAUGACUUCAAGAAGCUGAAGGACAAGUUCUUACGAUGCAAGGAGCCGGAGGUUCUUGUAAUGGAGGUAUGGUUCUAUAUGACCUAUCACUUUGCACUCCGUGGAAGAGAAAUCCAACGACAGGUGAAGAAAACUGACUUGGUUCUCAAGAAGGACGACAACGGAGAUGAAUAUUUCCUUCUCAACGUUGAUCUUACCAGCAAAAAUCAUCCCGGUGGUAUCGCUGAUAGACAUGACCCGCCGACCGCAGGAAGAAUACAGGACGGAGAUCAAGUCUUCAGUGUCAAGUAUCUGCUGUCACGCCUACAUCCUCAGCAAGAAGCGCUAUUUCAAAAGCCCAAACCGAACCUGAGGAAAGGGGAGCAGAUAUGGUUUGAGAAUUUUCCCUUGGGCAAAAAUUCCCUCGCUCAAAUAAUGCCCAAGCUGUCUAAAGUGUGUGGUUUGUCUAAGACGUACACGAACCAUUCUGUACGGGCUACUACUGUCCACCGUCUGUCAGCAGCAGGAGCUACAGAUCGACACAUCAUGCAGGUAACAGGACACCGAAAUGCCAUGAGCCUGGCAAGCUACAGCAAGUCAACUGAUGAACAACAAAGAAAUAUGGCAGCUGUUCUAGAUGCACCUUCAUCUCAAUCAUCGGAAAGACGACAAGCAAAUUCAGUGCCAAGGGAAUCAGAUGAGAGGUCAAGUUCACCUGAUCAAGAUUGUCAAGAACCAUCCACCUCAUGCCAAAAGGGACCUCAAGACUCUUCUGACAACAUCACAUCUACUACAAGUCCUGCGCUAUCUCAAUCUUCACGAACCAACUCGCCAAUCAGACCCUACAUUCCAUCGUCAAAUUCGUGUCCACUGGUCAAUCCGUCAUCCGCAAAAGCGGGUCUUCGACAGAAUACGUCGAAAGAAGUAUGUUCAACGUUUGUCCUUGAUCCUCCGUCUCCAAUGCAGCCACCGCCAUCUUCAUCUCUUCGAAUCGCAGAGCCUCCUUCAGAAGUUAAUGUUGCCUGUCCAAGACCAGCUCCAUGCUUUAAUCCCCAACAACAACAGCAAAGAAUCGAUAAUGCUCUUCAAACUGUAUUUAGUGGAGGUCUGCAUAACUGCAAUGUUACAAUCAACAUGUUGCCUUACAAUUAG
Sycon ciliatum is the source of this 1554-nucleotide messenger RNA. RefSeq lists its product as uncharacterized. NCBI's taxonomy places the organism in Eukaryota, Metazoa, Porifera, Calcarea, Leucosolenida, Sycettidae. Bases 1 to 1554 code for a protein of 517 amino acids. Gene Ontology annotation, biological process: DNA integration; DNA recombination. Gene Ontology annotation, molecular function: DNA binding. The transcript has a single exon. The record is from RefSeq and is a predicted model, not a curated record.